Nymphalis io (European peacock) is the source of this 6935-nucleotide messenger RNA. It is a transcript of the gene Cadps, whose product is annotated as calcium-dependent secretion activator. The coding region runs from base 161 to 4366 and encodes 1401 amino acids. The record is from RefSeq and is a predicted model, not a curated record. The transcript is spliced from 34 exons. NCBI's taxonomy places the organism in Eukaryota, Metazoa, Arthropoda, Insecta, Lepidoptera, Nymphalidae. Gene Ontology annotation, biological process: synaptic vesicle exocytosis; dense core granule exocytosis.
GCAGAAUAUAUGCGGACAAAACUGACGUUUGAACUGGAAUUCAGUACCAAUCUGAAAGCCGUGAACGUGUAAAUACAAUUGUAAAUAUCUCCGUGAUAUUGAAAAUUAUAUUGAUAUGUCAACGUGUGCCUGUAGAAAGUAAACUCAGAGCAGCAACAAGAUGAUUGACCCGAGCUCGUCUGAGGAAGACAGUGAGGAUGAACACAGGAAGCAGCCCUCUAAGCUACCAGUGGUACCACCAGGAUCGCUAGCAAGCGGGAGACCAUCAGUCAGAGGCAAGCCGGACCUGCCACGUGGCUCAACCGCUGGCUUACCAGGAGCGGGUCCUCUAACGGCAGCGCCACUCGCCGCUCCACUCCACCCAGCCACGAGACAGAGGGAGUCGUCUGCCGCCCUAGCGCCCCCCCAGCACGCAUCGUGUAGAUCGUUCUUGCGCAGGACAUCGACGGGGAGUGCGAGCUCGAACGAGGCACCUGCGCCUUCCCCGAGCCCCUCCGGCACCAGCCACUCUGACAAGGAUCAAGACCCACAGGAGAAGAUAGAAAAACUUGAAGAGGAUAAGAAACGUCGCCUUCAACUAUACGUUUUCGUGUCAAGAUGUAUCGCUCACCCUUUCAACGCAAAGCAGCCUACAGAUAUGACGAGACGGCACACGAAGCUGACCCCACACCAGCUAGAAACUAUACAAGCCAGGUUUCAGGCGUUCCUGAAAGGGGAGACGCAGAUUUUAGCGGAUGAAGCGUUCCAGAACGCUGUGCAGUCGUACUACGACGUGUUCCUCAAGUCGGAGAGAGUUGAACAAAUGGUCAAGUCCGGAGCGUGUUCCCAUCACGACUUCCGUGAAGUCUUCAGAAAUAAUAUUGAAAAGCGUGUCAGGUCUUUGCCAGAAAUCGAUGGGCUUAGUAAAGAGACUGUUUUGACAACAUGGCUCGCUAAGUUAGACUGUAUCAUGAAAGGAACCGGUAUACCGGGUGAUGAUGAUUCGAAGAGGCCGUCGCGUGCGCAGCAACAAAGUCUGAACGCUGAGUGUAUACUUAGCAAGGAGCAACUAUACGACAUGUUCCAACAGAUCUUGGGUGUCAAGAAAUUUGAACAUCAAUUAUUAUUCAACGCUCUCUUAUUGGAUUCUGCUGAUGAACAAGCAGCUGCGAUAAGAAGAGAACUUGAUGGAAGAAUGCAGAAAGUGAAUGAAAUGGAGAAGAACCGCAAGUUGAUGCCCAAGUUCGUGCUGAAGGAGAUGGAGUCACUGUACAUCGAGGAACUGAAGUCAUCCAUCAAUCUGUUGAUGGCCAACCUGGAGUCGCUGCCCGUCUCGAAAGGCGGCGCCGACUCCAAAUAUGGUCUUCAUAAGAUCAAGCGGUAUAAUCACAGAUCAAAUGCUGGACAAGAUCCGAGUCCAAGGUUGAGUAAGCAGCUAUGUUUCAGAUCGCAAGGGUCUUUAGCGAACAAGUUGACUGGUGAAUCAGAUGGUGGCGAUGUUGACACGCAGCUGACAAAAAUGGAUGUGGUUCUUACAUUCCAGAUAGAGGUGGUUGUUAUGGAAGUCAAGGGAUUGAAGUCCUUAGCUCCUAAUAGAAUAGUCUACUGCACCAUGGAAGUAGAAGGAGGGGACAAGCUACAAACAGAUCAGGCUGAAGCAUCAAAACCUAUGUGGGAUACACAAGGAGAUUUUAGCACUACUCAGCCAUUACCGGCUGUGAAAAUCAAGCUUUAUACAGAAAAUCCCGGAGUUCUUGCACUUGAAGAUAAAGAACUAGGCAAAGUGUUGCUUAGACCUACACCAUUAUCCAGCAAGGCACCAGAAUGGCACCGUAUGACUGUACCAAAAAACUUACCUGAUCAAGAUCUUAGAAUCAAAAUCGCUUGUCGGAUGGACAAACCGUUGAACAUGAAACACUGCGGGUACCUGCAUGUGAUCGGCAAGAAUGUGUGGCGCAAGUGGAAACGACGAUACAUGGUUCUGGUACAAGUGAGCCAGUAUACAUUUGCUCUCUGCUCCUACAAGGAUAAGAAGUCUGAGCCAGCUGAGAUGAUGCAACUCGAUGGCUUCACUGUGGAUUAUAUUGAAUUGGCUAGCGCUCAGUUGAUGGUCGGACAAGAACUGGAAGGAGCGAAAUAUUUCAUGAACGCUGUGAGAGAUGGGGAGUCGGUGCUGCUGGGUGUGGGUGAUGAGAACGAAUGCCAUUUAUGGGUGAUGGCUUUGUACCGUGCCACGGGUCAGAGCCACAAGCCAACCCCACCGACUACUUCUGAUACCCAUAUCAAGAUAAUGGGAGAUGCAGACAAAGCGCGGAAACAUGGAAUGGAGGAUUACAUCCAAGCUGACCCGUGUCAGUUCGAUCAUCACCAACUUUUCACUACGCUGCAGUCGCUGACGCUGAAGUAUCGUCUACAGGAUCCUUACUGUUCUCUGGGUUGGUUCUCGCCGGGACAAGUUUUUGUAUUAGACGAAUACUGCGCGAGGUAUGGAGUCAGAGGAUGCUACCGUCAUCUCUGCUACUUAUCUGAUUUGCUGGAUGUCGCUGAUAGUGGGCAGCAAACCGUGGAUCCUACCCUCAUGCAUUACUCUUUUGCCUUCUGUGCCAGCCAUGUCCAUGGCAACAGUACUGCCACGUUGCCUGGCAGGCCAGACGGAGUUGGAAGCAUUACAGUACUAGAGAAGGAGAAGUUCGCUGAAAUUAAGGAACGGCUAAAGACUCUGCUGCAGCAUCAGAUAACAAACUUCAGAUACGCAUUCCCGUUCGGAAGGCCUGAGGGCGCAUUAAAGGCGACCUUGUCACUCCUGGAGCGGGUGAUGAUGAAAGAUGUAGUGACACCCGUACCUCCUGAAGAUGUUCGUUCAAUGAUUCAGACGAGCUUGGAGAAUGCAGCUCUCCUUAAUUAUACCACACUCAGCCAGAAAGCUAACAUUGAGGAGGAUCUUCGUGGUGAAACAAUGGUGACACCAGCGAAGAAACUCGAAGACCUCAUUCAUCUUGCGGAAAUCUGCGUUGAUUUGCUCCAACAGAACGAAGAACAUUACGCGGAGGUUUAUAACACAAAACCGGACUCUAGCGGUCAACAAAAUGCUUUUGCGUGGUUUUCGGAGCUACUCGUUGAACAUGCGGAGAUUUUCUGGGCCUUAUUUGCUGUAGACAUGGAUCGCGUGCUAGCGGAACAACAGCCAGACACAUGGGACUCCUUCCCACUAUUCCAGAUCUUGAAUGACUAUUUGAGAACAGAUGAAAAUCUGCGAAACGGCCGUUUCCAUGAACACCUGCGAGACACGUUUGCGCCCCUCGUUGUGCGCUACGUCGACCUCAUGGAAUCAUCCAUAGCUCAGUCGCUUCAUAAGGGAUUCGAGAAAGAACGCUGGGAGAUUAAGGGAAAUGGUUGCUCAACGAGCGAGGAGCUGUUUUGGAAGUUGGAUGCCUUGCAGUCUUUCAUCAGGGAUCUGCACUGGCCUGAGCCAGAGUUCCGCUCCCACCUGGAGCAACGCCUGAAGUUAAUGGCCAGCGAUAUGAUGGAAACUUGCAUUCAGAGGACUGAAUCAUCUUUUCAGGCAUGGUUGAAGAAGAGUGUGACAUUCAUGUCAACGGACUAUAUCCUGCCGGCUGAAAUCUGCGCCAUGGUGAACGUGGCUCUGGACGCGAAGAAUCAAGCUCUGAAGCUUUGUGCAGUUGAAGGUGUUGACAUCUACCAGUACCAUGCUAAAAUGGAUGCUCAGAUCGAGGCGUGCCUGCAUACGAUGUCUACGGGUAUGACGAGUCGGCUGUCCGCCGUGCUGGAGGCAACACUCGCUAAGAUCGCGCGUUUCGACGAGGGCAGUUUAAUAGGCUCAAUACUGACGAUAGCAAACGUAUCGGGUUCUGGCAAAGACAUUGGCCAAGGCUAUGUCAACUUCAUGAGGAACUCGAUGGACCAAAUCAGAUCAAAGGUGACAGAUGAGCUUUGGAUCCUGCAGCUCUUCGAACAUUGGUAUGGUGUUCAGAUCGAUCACAUCUCGAAGUGGUUGACUGAGCGUCCAGCAUUGCAUCCACAACAGGUCGCGUGCCUUUCCAUCGUUCUCAAGAAAAUGUACAGCGAUUUCGAGCUUCAAGGCGUUAUCGAUGACAAGCUUAAUUCAAAGUCGUAUCAAGCCGUGGCAGCGCGAAUGCACACAGAGGAGGCCACGUGUAGUUUGGUGCUGGCUCAGCAAGACCAAGGAGGCGGCGAUGAUGGUGGUUCUGAGGAAGGAGCCAGAGGAGGAAAGUCCAAAUUGGAAUCUCUCACAGAAGACGCUAAAUUAGGAAACGUCACUGCUGUAGUUGGCAAGGUUGGCAAUAUGUUCGGGCGUGGUAUCGGCGAGUUGUCAACAAAGUUGGGCGGAGCAUCUUCAUGGUUUUAGCUUUGCGUGCAAUUGUUUAUCAUUACCGUAUUUUGUUUUGCCUUUGUAUAUUUAACAAAAUUUUGAAAUGCUUUCUUUAAAAAAUAUUACUGUGAUGACGAUGAAGUCUCUAUUCCAAACGGUAAAUUCAGUGUCCGCCAUUUCGUGAUCACGUAACAAAAUGGCGUCUAAUAAAUAUAAGCGACAAGCAUAGCUUAGUUUAAAAUAGAGUUAAAGAAGUUUAGAUUUUAUUUUAUAAAAAGCUUUAUGUACAGUUAGUGACAUUAUUGAUUUGGAGCGAAUAAUAUGUACUAGAUGUGUAUAUUAAGAUUAGUAUUUGAUAAUGUGAUUGAUAUAAAGAAAAAUAUUAUAUAGAUAAAACAUGUAAACACACUGCUACAAUAAGAAAACAUAUCGCUUUGUGCAAGUAUUACGUAAUAAAAAUGGCAUAGAAUAGAUUUUAUUUACUGAAACGUACAUAGUUGUAUGUUUAUGCAUUUUAAUGGAACAAUAUUAGAACAUUGGCCAUAAGGACGGAAAAUAUAAGACGAAGAUCAAAAUUUCAAUGACGCAAACUAUUCUUCUAAGAUUGAAUUCAAAUUAAUAAUAAUUUGUUCAAUUUAAACGUGAGUUAAUAAAUUUAUUAAAAAUAUUUUUUGAUUUCAAUAUUAUUUAAGUCGUAACUUUUUCUAUUACCUUUACUUUCACAUAAGUAAAAUAUAAAAAUUAAAGCAAAAUUAUUAAAAUCAUUAUAAUAUUGAAACAUAUGAAUCCUUUACCCUUCUUCUACUAAUGUUACUUAGACUAUUGUAGUGCAAUUUUCAAUGCAACUUUUUCUAAACUAAAAGCAAUAUUUUUCUAAUGUAAUAACAUCAAAUCAUACCGGUAGGAAAUUUACCUCAUCUUUAAAGCAGCGCUACACAGGUGACUAACUAACUCACCACUUCUGAACCGUUAACGUUCCGUAUAAAGAAAACAAAAGAAGCGUUUAAAGUCAUGAUAACAUUUACUUGGAUUAUUAGCCCUGGUAUGUAGCGCCGGCUUAAGGAAUAAUAACUUAUUCCGUGCAUUUUUGUAAAAGAAAACAAAUUAGACAGACUAAAAAUGAUGAUAACUGUAACUGUCAAGUUGUGCUAUCAGUUAUGAAAAAAGUUUUAAUCUACAAAGAUGUACGUGAAAGAUUUAGUAACUGUUUUGAUGUAGUAUAGUAAAAUCUCUAUAGUUAAAAUGUUCUCUAGAUUCUACUUAAAGUCUAUUCGACACUAGACCUAACACUAUAUUGUCUUAGUUGUCAAAUAUUUACCUAUAACUUUAUAUAAAAAAACUCCUAUAACUAUAUUUGUUAACAAAAAAAAUAUUCUUCUACGCUAACAAACGAAUUUUUGAAUAAAUAGUUGAAAAUUUAAACACAUUUUAGAUAAAUUGAACGAAAUAAAAUAAUAAUGUUUACGCUGAUUCGCCAAAAAUAUAUAUUGUGAAAAUAGGCUUGCGAGGUAGGCGUUCUGUACGAGUGAUGGACACAUGACAAUUAAAAAUCAUUGUUUCAUUAAGUAUAUACAUUUAAAUAAAACGUUAAAAGAUACGUCUUAAUAUUGCAUAGACUAUUUAACAAUUCAUAAUAUAAUGUUAAAAAAAAAAAACUCAUUUUACUUUUUUUUUGUUUACAAUUAUAAUUUUACUAUGUAUUAAGUCUAUAAAGAGAAUAUAGAGUCAAUAUAAUGUCGCUUACAAUAUUAAAAAUCACAACAUUUUUUUUCACUGUAGCAACACAAUGAAAAGAAAUUAAUAGCACGUAUCUGAGCACGACCCAGUUUAUAAUAUCGCAAAGAAAUUUAAUUAAUCAUUUGCCUGCUUACAUAGAAGAAAAAAUAUUUUAAACUUAUAAAACAAUAUAUGUUCAACUUAUAUUAUGAUUGUGAGUUUUUAUUGCAAUUUUCAUUUGCAAAAAAAUUUGAGAGUAAAAUUAUUUUCGGGCAAAAUUACAGACAAUUCUGAAAAAAAAUGAUCACACUAUAAACUAUAACGUUUCACGCAUAUCAUAAUAAUCAUACGUGGCACUUUAGACCAAUACGCAGUUUUUCUUUUGUGUACAACUGGCAUUUCCUUCAAUCGUAAUAAAAUCUAGGUGAUGCUCAACGGAGAAAAUUAUAGUUUAAGUGCAUUAACGAGCCGACUGAAGUUUAGACUUAGGCUUGUUAUAACUUCAGAUGAAGUACCUCGCGAUGGCUUAGGCUUUGUUAGCCAAUGUGUUGUUUUGAAUAAAGACGCUGAUGUCUAGGCUACAAGCACAUAUUGCGAAACUAUGUACGUCCAUGAUAACAAUAUAUAAUAUCAAAAUGAUUUCUCUCAACAAAAUACUCUUGAAAUUAAAUCUCUUGAUAUUUCUUCUCUAUGUGUUAAAUUAUUCUAAGUCAUUAGUAUCGCAAUUAGUGUCUAUGCCAGAUGUUAGGGAAAACAUGUGCCUAACUUUAAACGCUAAUGUAAUAGUCAAAUCGACACCCUUCAGUUAGCUUAAAAAUCAUAAAAAUCAUCGCGAGAGCCAGAUGAUACAAUAAUUAAUAUUUACAAUAAAAUAAAAAUGUUUACUGUU